This is a messenger RNA of Notechis scutatus (mainland tiger snake), 804 nucleotides long. It is a transcript of the gene C1QL1, whose product is annotated as complement C1q like 1. Gene Ontology annotation, molecular function: protein binding. Lineage: Eukaryota; Metazoa; Chordata; Lepidosauria; Squamata; Elapidae. The record is from RefSeq and is a predicted model, not a curated record.
AUGAUCUUGAUCCUGGUGAUCCUCAUUCCGGUGCUGGUGAGUUCCGUAGGCAUCGACGGACACUACGAGAUGCUGGGCACCUGCCGUAUGGUCUGCGACCCCUACCUGGGCAAGACCAGCACCACGACCAGCGCCAGCAGCAUCCGGAGCGAGGGCGCCGAAAGCCUGAGUAGCGCAAGUAGCGACCACAGCGGACUGCCCGCGCCAUCCACCCUCGUCCAGGGGCCCCAGGGCAAGCCGGGGCGGCCAGGCAAGCCAGGCCCGCCGGGGUCCCCGGGAGAGCCGGGCCCCCCGGGCCCGCGAGGUCCCCCGGGAGAGAGAGGAGAUCCUGGGAAAACCGGUCCGCCUGGCCUGCCCGGGCCGGGACUGAGCACGGGGGCCAUCAGUGCGGCCACCUACACCAUGGUGCCCCGCGUGGCCUUUUACGCCGGCCUCAAGAACCCUCACGAGGGCUACGAGAUACUCAAGUUCGACGACGUCGUAACCAACUUGGGAAACAACUAUGAUGCCGCCACGGGCAAGUUCACCUGCAACAUCCCGGGCACCUAUUUCUUCACCUACCACGUCCUGAUGCGCGGCGGCGACGGGACCAGCAUGUGGGCAGAUCUGUGCAAGAACGGGCAGGUGCGGGCCAGUGCCAUUGCACAGGAUGCUGAUCAAAACUACGACUAUGCUAGCAACAGUGUUAUCCUACACCUGGAUGCUGGGGACGAAGUUUUCAUUAAGCUUGAUGGAGGCAAAGCCCACGGAGGCAACAACAACAAAUACAGUACCUUUUCAGGUUUCAUAAUCUACUCAGACUGA